GUUCUUGCAAAUCCACUCUCUCUCGCGAGCUAUAUGGCGAAUCAGAUUCCUGGCAGAACCCAGCAAAUCGAAAUCAUUCGAUGCUGUUUCCAAGGUUUCAGACGGUACCACACCUGAUUUCCGUCCCUCCGCUUUGUCUCGUCCUGUGUGAUGAGUUUGGGUUGGUGGCGCAGUCUGUUUGUUUCUGAUCCUUUCGUCUCACCCUCUCCUACGGCUCACAUUAUCCAAUGCGUUUUCUCCCUCCAAACAGAGUAUGUUUCUCUCCCACCUUUCCGAAAAAAAUGAGGUUACUGUGAGAAAAGGACUUUGGAUCUGGUCAAGUCAUUGUUUCUUUGGAUUCUGACUGACCUGGCAAUGAAAGCCAAGCGGAGAUAUCUGACCCCGGCAACCCUUAUUCCUCCCUUUCUUGUGACGCUCUCCACACAACAGAUUCAACUCCCCCUUCUUUUCUGGUUCUCUGGGUUGGAAGGACCGGCAUGACAACACUGAUGAACAGCAGAACCAACAAAGGCCACCUCUUCUCGAGUCAUCUCUUCCUUCUUCCAGCCAUGAGGGACUUCGCCUCGUGUUUCAACGAGCACGCAGUUAAGGUUUCCAACAGCUCUUGUUCGGGAAGCAGCAGCAGCAGCAGCAGUUGCAACUCGUCGGCGGUGGAUAACACCACCUCGGCUCUCGGCGCCGUGACCUGCCUCUACCGGACGAAGCUCUCCACGCCAAGGGAGCUCCUCGUCAAAGUUACCUGGUCCAAGGGGAACGUCGGCCCCGUGCUCUCCGUUGGCAUCGACGACAACCCAUCGAUCCACCGGUCGGAGCCAGACGCCAUGAAUUGCCCGUUGCUGAGGAAGAAGAAGGGCAGCCGAUCGUAUGUCUCCGGGAGCUACGCCGUUGGGCUCCACUGGGACAUCGCUUCGGCCAAAUACGGAUCGGGUCCUGAGCCCAUCGACGGCUUCUACGUCGUGAUCGUCGUGAACUCGGAGUUCGCGCUCUUGCUCGGAGAUAUGAGCAGAGACUACAUCAGAAAUAUCGAGGAUUCACUGCCGGUUGCGGAGUUCUCUAUGAUCAGUAGGAAAGAGCAAGUCGUCGGCCAAACACAUCACUCCACGAGAGCUCGGUUCUGCGACGGUGGGAUCGACCACGAGAUCACCGUCAGGUGCAAGGGAGACAGGUGCGACGCCAAGGCCUCGGAGGUGUCGGUAUCGGUCGACAAGAAACUGGUGGUGCAGGUGAGGAGCCUCAGGUGGAACUUCCGAGGGAACCAGACCAUCUUCAUCGACGGGUCGCCGGUGGACUUGAUGUGGGACGUGCACGACUGGUGGUUCGGCAGCUCCUCCGGCUGCGCCGCGUUCAUGUUCCGGACGAGGAGCACGUCGGAGAGCAGGCUGUGGCUGGAGGACGAGAUGCUGCAAAGGGAGCAGCAGGCAACACCUGGGUUCUCCCUGUUGAUUCAAGCUUUCAAGAGCCAGUGAUCUCUGCUACUUGGCGUGCAUGGCUUGUUGUUAGCCGUUCAUCCUUUUGGCCUCCUCUUGUUUCUUCUUUCUGCUGUGUUUGUAAUUCUAGCAGUCACUGAAUUGCUUACAAUGGUUAGCAAACGAGAUUGUUCUUAUUGAUCUGAGCUGCAGAAAGUUUGAAAUGGUAGAUCGGAGUUGAUUGUAAGGCUACUCCUUUCGAGGAGUAUAAUCUCAUCAGUUCAUCAGCAUGUAUAGAGACAAUUCACUCCCCUAUAUCAUCCUUUUCAUCA
This is a messenger RNA of Musa acuminata AAA Group (dessert banana), 1738 nucleotides long. RefSeq lists its product as uncharacterized. NCBI's taxonomy places the organism in Eukaryota, Viridiplantae, Streptophyta, Magnoliopsida, Zingiberales, Musaceae. The record is from RefSeq and is a predicted model, not a curated record. The coding region runs from base 477 to 1466 and encodes 329 amino acids. The transcript has a single exon.